Messenger RNA from Notolabrus celidotus (New Zealand spotty), 5185 nucleotides. RefSeq names its product glucocorticoid receptor-like. The record is from RefSeq and is a predicted model, not a curated record. The transcript has 11 exons. Gene Ontology annotation, molecular function: DNA-binding transcription factor activity; sequence-specific DNA binding; zinc ion binding. Bases 1 to 1470 code for a protein of 489 amino acids. Gene Ontology annotation, biological process: regulation of DNA-templated transcription. NCBI's taxonomy places the organism in Eukaryota, Metazoa, Chordata, Actinopteri, Labriformes, Labridae.
AUGACUCCUCCUCGCCGCUCGUCUCUGGAUUCAUCAGCUGCAGAAAGUCAGGUGACGUCGUGGUCCAGGUCAUCCAAGAACACAGGGACCAGCAGCACGUGGAUCCGCCUCCAGCACAAGAAACCAUCAGAGUCUCCACACUUCCUGGCUUCACACCUCCUGUCUCCACACUUCAGGUCUCCACACCUCAGGUCUCCACACUUCCUGGCUUCACACCUCCUGUCUCCACACUUCCUGUCCCCACACUUCCUGGCUUCACACUUCCUGUCCCCACACUUCCUGGCUUCACACUUCCUGUCUCCACACUUCCUGUCCCCACACUUCCAGUCUCCACACUUCCUAUCUCCACACUUCCUGUCUCCACACUUCCAGUCUCCACACUUCCAGUCUCCACACUUCCUGUCUCAACACUUCCUGUCUCCACACUUCUUGUCCCCACACUUCCGGUCCCCACACUUCCUGCCUCCGAACUUCCUGCCUCCACACUUCCUGCCUCGGAACUUCCUGCCUCCACACUUCCUGUCUCCGAACUUCCUGUCCCCACGUUUCCUAUCCCUAUACUUCCUGUCUCCACACUUUCUGCCUCCGAACUUCCUGUCUCCACACUUCCUGUCUCCGAACUUCCUGUGUCCCCACUUCCUGUCCCCACACACAGAUGAUAGAAGAAGCUCGACGCCCAGAGCAGCAGAAAGCAGCAGCUCCAGUGCUGCAGGCCAAUCCAAGCCCAGCGGGCAGACGCACAAGAUCUGUUUGGUGUGUUCAGACGAGGCCUCAGGAUGCCACUACGGGGUCGUGACCUGUGGCAGCUGCAAGGUGUUCUUCAAGAGGGCUGUGGAAGGAUGGAGAGCACGACAAAACACAGAUGGCCAGCACAACUACCUGUGUGCAGGGAGAAAUGACUGCAUCAUUGAUAAGAUCCGGAGGAAGAACUGUCCCGCCUGCCGCUUCAGGAAAUGUCUUCAAGCCGGAAUGAACUUGGAAGCCUGGUUCAUGCUCCUGUUUCAAAUCGAUGCCUUAGCCCACACACCGGAUCGUAUGAAGCUGCCCUUCAUGACUGACCAGUGUGAGCAGAUGCUGAAGAUCUGUAAUGAGUUUGUUCGGCUGCAGGUGUCCUACGACGAGUACCUGUGCAUGAAGGUCCUGUUACUGCUCAGCACAGUACCAAAAGACGGCCUGAAAAGCCAGCCGGUGUUCGACGAGAUCCGGAUGACGUACAUCAAGGAACUGGGAAAAGCUAUCGUCAAGAGAGAAGAGAACGCCAGUCAGAACUGGCAGCGCUUUUACCAGCUGACUAAGCUACUGGACUCCAUGCAGGAGAUGGUGGAGGGUCUUCUCCAGAUCUGUUUCUACACCUUUGUGAAUAAAACCCUCAGUGUGGAAUUCCCUGAGAUGCUGGCGGAGAUCAUCAGUAACCAGAUACCAAAAUUCAAAGACGGGAGCGUCAAGCCUCUGCUGUUUCAUCAGAAAUGACUGCCUUAAACUGUGAUGCCUUAAAUUCUGCCCUCCCUGCGUACCUCUCCAGGGCCCCACGCUCGCCCCAGAGCCCUGAGCCUUUGCUUCUCCUGCCCCCCCCCCCCAUCACGCUGAUUUGAUUCCUCCUGUUUUCCCAGGCCUCCUUUAGGAAUUCUGCCGCACCCUCUCCAGGACUCAGCCGUUCAGCCUAAUCUCGGAGCACAAUACCUCCACCUCUUAAUCCUGUCCCCGCCUUGGCUAAACUUUGUGAUGGACACUUUACUGCCGACCUCAAAGGAAGAGUUCAGUCCUCCAGAGGAACCAUGUCGGCGGUUCUGUGGGCCCCUCUUCACGUCUCUCCGUCCACAGCCCCGUCCUCAGGAUCGGCUGCCUCUCUCCUGUUUGUGUUUAACACCCAGAGAUGACUGUCCCUCCCUCCACAUCCCAAACUGUCCAGCCUGUUGAAGCUCCUCCGCUCCCCGCCUGGCUGUGUCCGCCCCUCGGUCAGAAUGUAGUGAGCGUCACUCGUUUGGUUUGUGACGGGGACGAACAGAGAGUCAGAAACUCACUCUGACACUGAGAGUCUUUCUGUUUCUCCUUCAGAGGACGUCACGGAGGAACUGUCUCCUCUUUCGAUCAGUUCUCUGAGACGGUCUGAGGAGGAAGAACACAGAGAGGACUCUUCUUCUUUUAUUUGAUGCUUUUCUUCUGAACACGCUUACACACACUAACACACACGAUGUAUCCACACACAGUCACUCAGCGAAAUGUUUACACAGGAUGUAUCUGAGAAGGGAAAAAAACAGUGCCUUUUAGCUUUUUGAAGCUCUACAUAGCCAUCCUUUAUAAACCGUUGUUGUUUUGCAAAAGAAUGAAACCUUGACAUCCUUCCGCAUAUCUUUCUGUUUUAGUUUCUCCAUGCCGGCAGUUUUCUGUUUCCUCUCUGAGCAGCCGUUUCAGUGUUUUUAAUGUGGGCAGCUCUCUGUUCUGAAUCAGCAUAUGGUACAAAUACAAAAACCUCUACAUCAGCUUGAAAUGUUAAAAUCCUACGUGUAAGUUUUAGGUGGUGGAAAGAUGAACACUGCAUCCAAAAGACAGAAGAAGAAGAAGAAGAAGAAGAAGAAGAAGAAGAAGAAGAAGAAGAAGAAGAAGAAGAAGAAGAACACACUUCCUGUGUUUGCCCGUAUCUUUCAUGUAUUUCUCAAAUCUGUGAUUCAUUAUUUUAGACCGCCUCAUGUAAAAGAAAUAUCAAGAACCUCGAUUCUUUAUUAUUUAAGGAGCUUUGGAGAAGCUCGUGUUAAACGGACACCACUGGAAUUUAAUGUUGUGAAACAUUUUGACUCUUCAGGCUGGAAUUAUCUGAGAGUUAUGAAUCAGAGUUUAUUGAUCCUCCUUCUGACACAAACAUCCCCGCGCUGUUCAGCUCAUCCUCGUCACAGAUGUAUGUCACUGAAACAUUUAAAUCAACACUACGUGUAAUCAGGUUUCUGUGUUUGCACAGACAUGAACCAGUCCAACAUGGCUUUAAAGAGAAUUCAACAGUUCUAUUUAUUUUGUAUAUGAGAUGUAAAAACACCCUAAACGGACGGAGCAGGUAAAGUAUUUUUUUCAGACGAUGCAGUUCAGAGGAUUUCUGAAAGCUCAGGCUGUGAGUGACUCUAUCACCUCAUGUGAUACAAUAGUGCCAAAUGUAUUAGCUCUCUUUUCUACCUGGUUUUCUGGAGAUGUGAAGGCGAGAUAAUUCAACCUCACGUUGUUUUGAGAGCGCUCCUUUAUUUCAGAAUCACACCUACACCAGCGUAAACGUCCUGAUUGUGGUCCUCCAGAGAUAAGACAGACUUUUUAUGGAGAUGCACAAACACGUUGUAUUUUUAAGAUUGCGAGGUAAGCAGAGUUUUCUGCUGCUGUGCGACACGUCGGCGCUCUGCGCUCGGUACAUCUGUAACUUGGAAACGUGUGAACCAGCUGAUGUGACGGCCAAACGGAAACACGUGGACAGCACAGUUGUACAAACACCCCCCCCCCCUCUUCUUCAGCAGACGUGUUUCUCUUCCCCUCGGUGUUUCUUGUAACCGCCUCUAUGCCUGUCGACCUUAUAGCUGUUUAUUCUGAAUGGUACUCGUCCUCACCACGCAUAACCCUGAAUGGAGUUAACAGACCAGGUAGCAGGUUGCCAUGCGGACCGCUCAUCUGUGUGUUGAGGGAACAGCAGGCUCUCCACGCUAACGAGAAGAGCCAUCAUGUCACUAAUCAGCUGUUCCAGGAAAGGACGGUCCCUCGCUGCACGCCUGCUUUCAUGUACAGUGCAGGCUUUUAGCUUCACCCCGCUUUACUCGCUCUUGUGGCCUUGUGCUGUAAAAAAAAACCGCUCACUUCAUUGUUAAUUAUUCUGGGAAAGAUAUGACAGAACUGUCUCUUUGUUAACUUACAGUAUUACAGUCGUUUCCCGGUGGUGGUGGUGCUUCAGAAAACCAGCUUUAACGUGUUGAUGUUACCUUCCCCUGCUCCUUUCUAAACGGCCAUAGGUGUAUAUAGCAGCGCAGACAUAUCCAGUGCAAUGUAAACAGUGUCUCUUAUUACAAAAUAUUUUUACAUAGACAUAACCUCUAUACUCUUUACCUUUUCUCUUUUACCUUUCAGCUACAUGUUCGAUUAAAGGCCUUGUGAAAGGGAGACCGAGAGCCAUAGAAAUGAGAUUUCAAAUCAGGAAACAGAUGAACCCUUAACCAAUAUCAAUACUUUUGGAGAAUGAUCUAUUGUAAAAAAGAAAAAAAAGAAAAUAUUUUGUGAUUUUGAAUACAUCUGCUUGAUCCUCUUUGAUAUGAAUUAUUUUACCCGAUCCUUUUUGUACAUUGAACGAGUCGUUUGUGUUUGAUAAAGGUAGACGUGUUGAAGACAUUAGGAAGUGUUAAACAUGUUUGUCUUGUGAAGUAAAUGUAAAUUCUACGAGUCAAUGGGAAAGUCAUGAAAGCUCACUGUGUUUAAAGUUAUGAGGAGACGAGGGAGGGAGGGGAGGAGACGAGGGAGGGAGGGGAGGAGACGAGGGAGGGAGGGGAGGAGGUUUUGGUGGGAGGUAAGAGUGACCAAAGCAGAGGAGGGAUAAAACAAAAAGAUUUAACAAACAGAAGUAUUCAACCAGUUACAUUUUACGUAGCACUUAUUUUCCAACGUCUAGUACUUCUCCUUUUAUUUUGGAAGGUCUCGUUUGUAAAGGUCUGGACUUUGGCUCUCAUGUAUAUUACUGUGAGGAUGUUUCUGGUCACAAAGUAGAAAAAACAAAACAAAAAUCUCUGCGUGAAAGUGAAUCUACCAGAGCCUGACAGAAUUGCACUACCCUCAUAUUGGUUGAUAAAGUCUAUUUUGUAUAAAAUACAUGCAAAUAUUAUCUUUAAAGAUUAAGGGCAGAUCAUGUUUCACUGGUACAUUUGGCUAUGGCUUUCAUUGAAGUCCGUUUGGUUCGUAUUUCAGUUCUGUAAAUGUAAUCCAAUGUAAAAACAAACAAAAACAUAAAAUGUUUGUUUAAAAGAAUAAUAGUUUGUUUUACUCUGUAUUACACCUCUUCUGUAGUCAGUGUCGAUAUUUUCACCUCUUUGAUUAAAUGUUGAAUUCAGUGAUCUGUGUUGUUCUUCAGACGUGUGGACUCAUGUUUCCAUCAUCACAGGAGGAAAGGUGGACAUUCAGAAGAACAGAUUUCUCCACAAACAUCUGACACAAUAAAGUUUCCUGUUUUUAA